Messenger RNA from Macrobrachium nipponense, 5546 nucleotides. RefSeq names its product nuclear factor 1 X-type-like (gene NfI). The coding region runs from base 1135 to 3624 and encodes 829 amino acids. NCBI's taxonomy places the organism in Eukaryota, Metazoa, Arthropoda, Malacostraca, Decapoda, Palaemonidae. The record is from RefSeq and is a predicted model, not a curated record. Gene Ontology annotation, biological process: regulation of transcription by RNA polymerase II. Gene Ontology annotation, molecular function: RNA polymerase II cis-regulatory region sequence-specific DNA binding; DNA-binding transcription factor activity, RNA polymerase II-specific. The transcript is spliced from 16 exons. Gene Ontology annotation, cellular component: nucleus.
CUCACUUGGCGACGUGAUCUCCUGGCACCUCGGCUGGUUGGCUGGCUGGCUGGCAACCUCGCCUGGCACCGGACGACAUCAGCUGGGUCGAGUGGCCCUCCAAUACCACCUUGAGGAGGAUCCUCACCUUCAGGAGGACCACUAGUAGUACUUUUUCAUCCGUGUGGGGAACCUGCGAGUGUUGGGGACGGAAGCGGGAAGAGGAUCCUGGGGUGUGAGAAAGUCGGGGCCUGAAGGAGGAAAAGCCAAAGGAAGGUGGCGCUGUCGUCGUCGAAGGCGACCCAACUCGUGUGGGCUAUUUCCGCCUCUAGCCGGCAACCACCCCCAAGAAUAUCUCUCUCUCUCUCUCUCUCUCUCUCUCUCUCUCUCUCUCUCUCUCUCUCUCUCUCUCUCUCGCUUCAAGAAUCAGAUAACGCCAUCUUUCGACUCCCUUCUGCCUACAGCCGCAAUUGUGCUUGUCCUGUUCGCUCGCCUGCUCCCUCUUCUUCCUUCUGCACAAGGCUGCUGCUGUCGGCUUGAACGGCCUCUGUCCCCUUGGUUCGAAGCGCCAGGCCAGAACUGCGAGACUACCUCAUCUUGCUUGCCGCUUCUUGCUCGUACUGUUUAUGCUGCUCGUCAGUUGUGAUUCGAGAGCCAAAAAACCAAUUGUGGAAUCACCUACGCUAGUCAUCCUUCUAGUCAGUGCCACGGAUAGUCAGCUAUCCUCUAGUCAGUAGUAGUAUACCGUUGAUUCUCACCUCUACUCUCAGCUAGCGACUCUUCUCGAUUAUGUGAUCUGCAUAGCACGGGUGCCUUAUAAGUAAAUCUGCAGCCGGAUUUAUUUUUAUAAUGUUUCGUGGGCUGGCGUGAUUGAAUGUCCUCCUCAUCGUGCCUGUGGUGUGCGUGUGUGUGCGUGCGUGUUAAACUCUCCGUUAGUCAUUAGUAGUGAAUUCAUUCGUAUUACAGAACUCUUUGGAAGUUCAGAAAGCCGUAUAUGCGAGUUUCGGCAAAAGUCGGCCUCCAUGAAAUCCUCGGGUGAAAUCUGUUGAUGCGGAAAUAAGAGGUGGUUUCGAGUGGAUUAGGGAGUGCGAAGUGAUUUCGAGGGGCGUUUGGGUGUCGUAUUAUGCCUUUCGAAUUGUCGCCGUGACUCUUUAAAUGGUGAACAUGGACGGCGAGGCCCUCAAACCUGAAGCGUUCUUGACGACGGCCACCACAGCCACGCUCGUCGCUGCCAGGAGUCCGCCAUCGUACCCUAAGGUCACAGAAGCCACGGAUGAGUUCCACCCAUUCAUCGAGGCGCUGCUGCCACAUGUCAAGUCCUUCGCCUACACGUGGUUCAACCUGCAGGCCGCCAAGCGGAAGUACUUCAAGAAACAUGAGAAGAGGAUGUCACUCGAGGAGGAGAGGAGGUGCAAGGAUGAGCUACAGAGCGAGAAGAACGAGGUGAAGCAGAAGUGGGCGUCGCGCCUCCUCGGGAAGCUGCGGAAGGACAUCACGCAGGAGUGUCGGGAGGACUUCGUGCUCUCCAUCACGGGCAAGAAACCUGCCAUGUGCGUCCUCUCCAAUCCCGACCAGAAGGGCAAGAUGCGGCGCAUCGACUGCCUCCGGCAGGCUGAUAAGGUGUGGCGUCUGGACCUGGUGAUGGUGAUCCUGUUCAAGGCGAUCCCGCUGGAGUCUACCGACGGCGAGCGAUUGGAGAAGAGCCCUGACUGCCUCCAUCCUGGCCUCUGCGUCAACCCGUACCACAUUAACGUAUCCGUCCGAGAGCUUGAUCUUUAUCUCUCUAACUUCAUCACCAUGAACGAAAGCUUGGCAGGAAUCGUGCUGGAGAGUGACAAAGACGACGAUAGGAUGAAAAGUCACCCAGUGCACAGCGUGGCAUACAAUGGCAUUAACGGCAUUAUAUACAACAGUACCAUCCUUGCUACAGGCUGUUUUUCUGCCCGGGAACUGUGGAGACUCUCUAAAAGUGAGUCCAACCUACUAGCGUCUAUCGCGAGGAUGGAAGAGAGAGAGCGUAAUGGAGGAAAAGAUAAGUGGAUGGAGGAGAAGAGAGCCUCCAUCAUGGCUAUGAGUAGCAGUGGAACAGGCGUGAGUACUAUCAAAAUGGAGAAUCCCCCUUACUACACAACUUAUACAUCCCCGGUACCUGACCAUGCACUCAUGGCUGGCGCUUACAGCACGUAUAUGGAGCGUGCCGAUAGUCCUCUUUCCAUGGGUCGAACACAUGAUCCACAUUCGCCUCUAGAGCCCCGCAGCAAAAGAGUCCGUCGCUUGAGUUCUGAAGAAGAUAACAUGGACAACAAAACAGAUUUGGCAUAUUACACCCAGUCUCCUGCAUCACUUUCAUCUCAUACUUCAUCAUGGCACUCUGAUAUCGACCACGGCCCUCCAUCUGUUCACUCUCCUCAUCUCGUACAUAGUGGUGGAAAAGUAACGAUAGCUGCAUCAGGUACUCUACAACCUGUAGUUAGAGCACCAUCUUUAGAGUCUUUAUCUAGUCAUGAUCAACACACACGCACUGUUGUUUCACCUCAUCCAAGAGAAGUUAAUGAUUCUUAUUUUUUAGCAGUUCUGCCACCUAUGUCGCUAAGUAAUACCGUCAUGGCAACGCCAAGCUAUUACCAUGAAACAGCACCUCCAUCACCUACUAAAUACCACGAAAAUGGUCAUGAUACGUUUUCAGAUUUUGUUACCCUUGUUUGUCAGGAAGCACAAAAUACCCAGCAUGCCCAGCAGGCAUCGCCUCCUGGGAUUAGCAGAAGUCCAACAAAGCUCCAAGGUGGUUACUACACAGCUGGCUCCAUGCUACCUCCCCCUCCACCACCUCCAAUGGCUCGGCCUGUUGCUAUUAUCAGAUCUACAGCUGACUUAACGCACAGUGGCAGUGUAUCUCCGAGUCCUGUAUCUCCUCCGCACUCUGUUGCUGGUGGUAGUGGUGGCAAUGGUGAAGCCAUACUCCCUGACGUUUCUCCACCAGACAGAAGAGAUGAUGGGCUAAAUUCUCCUCCUCCUGCUACUUCUGCACCUCCUGUUUCACAGGAUGGUCCGCUGAAGUUAGCCAUCACGAGCCGUUCUGAUACCCACUCUCAUCCUUCUCAUCAUCAUCACAACCAUCAGCAUGGUCAGUUAUUUACAUAUUCAAAUAUGAGUCCAGUAAGUGCCAUGUCUGGGGUUAUUUCACCAACAAGUAUGAGUUUAUUUACUUCACCCGGAACUACGCCACGGACUACUCCCAGAUCAACUCCCCCAGUACCUCGUUGGAAUACUCCUUUUAUUAACCUAGAUGAAAAUAUGGACUAUACUACUAUGUCAACCUUGAUGCCAACUUUACCUGCAGAUGCUACUUCUGCGCAGCUAAUAGAGGAUGGUGUGUUGUUCGUGGCCUCUCCUCCUCUCCCUCUCGUCGUCUCUCCCCCUCCUCAAACUCGGCCAGUCACCUAUAGUAUACAUAGCAGCAAUGAACGUUAUUUUACAACUGUGGUCCACAGUGGAGAUGCAACAACUGCAGCAGCAGUAGCAGCAGCAGCAGCAGUAGGUGCUACAACUGGCCCACCAUCUGGAGGUGCACCAACACCUACUGAUACGAGUCCUGGGGGUCAUCCAGGAGCACCCCCAACACCAACUAAAUCACAGUCAUCUUAACUAGGCUUUACUAGUUUGAGACUGCAGACAAAUCUGAUCUCUUUUAAGAAUAGAGUCAGACUGAGGCUAUAUUACAGAUAAACUAUUGUUUAAACUAUUAUGGAAGCUUUCUUAUUGUGCAGAAAAUUUGUUUUCUCCGUAAUUGUUGUGCCAAAUAUAUGGAUAAGUUAAAAAAUUAUUCAUGCCAAAUUUUGAAACCAUGUAUGGUGAAUUGCUGCAAAUUGACAUUAAUAAAUUUGAAAACUGUAGUAGACAGGAUACCUAGGUCUGCAUUCCAGAGGUCAUGCAGGACUUUAGGUGUUGCAGUCAUUAUAAUUUAAGUGAUUGUGAAAAUGGACACUAUAAUUUAUUAACUGAAUCACAGUGCCAGCAAAGCAACAUGCAAUAAUGUAAGUGCUUCAUAGCUUUUUGCAAAGCAAGUAGAGUUAACGGUUGUGCAUUUUAAAUACCAGAUGGGAUCAUCCCACCUACUAUAUCUUUCUCAAGAAACCUGUUAGGAGGCAUAUUGAGAUAGAUGAGAAUAUAGCCAGCUCAUUUUUUGAUGGACCAAGUUCAGAUGUGUUCAGAGUAGGCCUUUUUCCAAGAAUUGAAGUGUUAUGGGAACUGUCACUCAUGUUCUGGAAUAGUCAGCCAGUGUGUUAUGGUAUGUAUAAUGUCAGAUGUGUUUCAUGUACAAUAUGUUUCAUAUUUCAAGUCAAAAGUACUUUCUGCAAGUAGCUCUCAAACACAGUACAGCAAUAUGUGUGCCCAAAAGAAAUUUUUUUUUUAUUGUUAAGUGAAUUCAAAUUUCAUUGCUUUUACUGCCAUUAUGAUAUCUUCUUUUAUCAGAGUUUUUUGAGCAGGGAGAUAAAAGGUGCAUCUUCCAGAUGGGUUAUGAUGCAGUGCUAUCCCAAAAUCUUUGUUUCCAUAUCUGAUAUAGCUUGAGGAAAAGGUGAAGAUAUAUUUCUCUUAAUUCAUGUUGUAUGCAACCUAACAAAAAUUUUUAUUAAUGAAACUUGUGCAACAUGUUACUAUUGUAAUCUAACCCAAGUUAUUUGAAAGCCUUACCUUUUUAGAUUAUAAACACUAGCAAUACUGAAUGAUUAAUGUGCUAUUAGUGUAAAUAUAUCUGGUGCCAUAGAUAUAUUGGUUAAGGAAAAUGAGGGAGUGAGAAAGGCUAAAAACAUCAAUAUGCAACUAUGGGUAAAGUUCAAGUAAGUUGCUUUGGUUUUGAGUUGAAGAUAGCUCAAGUAUUUGUGCCAAAAGGAUGUCUGAAAUGCUCUAGUGUGUAUUGACAGCUCUCAAACUUGAGCUGAGUUUAGUGUCCAGCAUGAAUUUCCUUAAUCAUCGAAAAGUUAGUUUUGAUAGUGAUAUAGCCCUGUAUGCUGAAGGGAAUAAUAUAAUAAUAAUAAUAAUAAUAAUAAUAAUAAUAAUAAUGAAGAGCUUUUCAUAUGAAGGGAGAACUCAGUCAUUGUAAUUCAUAAAUACAUACACUGAGUACCACCACAAUUGUGUAGCUCUGUGUGUAGUACUGUGCCUAGAGUGAUGCCUGCUAUAGUAUUUAGAUGUCGCUGCUGUGAUACAUCAGGUAAGUAGAUAUGUAUGAUCCUGCGCAUAGUUAGGCAAUUUUAUACACAGUAAAAAGUAGUGAUAGGCAAUCUGAUUCAGAAAAUUAAAAGCUGAUUAAAAGCUGAAAGUGUUAUUUUGAUGGAUUGUGCACUUCUGGGGACUUGGAACAUGCAUCGUGGAAAUGGCUAAAGAAAAGAUAAUAAAGUUUAAAAAUGGAGGCUUUCCUCUUAUAACAAUAUGUGUUACAACAAGAUGUGUGACAUAAUUCCUUGAUAGGCUCUAUUUGAAGUCACAAAGCAAGUAUGUGCAGCAAGUGAUUAUUUUCAUUGUAUGUAAUGAAACAUUUAAACAUAAAAUAAUGUACCCAGGAAUAU